AUGACUUCGCCACGGCGUCUCGCGCAGUCGGACUCACUGCCGAAGCCACAAGCGAAGCGUCCCCGCACGCUAUCCAUUCACUCUGCCACCUUGCCGCCCUCAGCUCGUUCACACGUCGCUAUGGACCGCCGCACCCCGCGUUCCGCCACCGCUCCAACAGCUCGAAGGCUUGUAAUCCGCCCGUACAAGGAGCCACCUAAGGCUCCCGAUGAUCUCUUCCGCACCGCUUGGGACACCCAGCUUCAUCCUGCCGUUCUUGCAGUCUACAAGUCCGCACCGGUGCCUUUUUCGCUUGAGGAGCUCUAUGGAAAGGUCAAGGAUGCUUGCUUGCACAAGCAUGCACCCGAAUUGUAUACUGAACUACGCGCAGCAUGCGAUCGCCAGGUUGCCAGGCAAAUAGCCCAGCUAUGUGGCGGCACCGUCGAAGUGGAUGCAUUUUUGCGGGCUGUUGAUACCGUUUGGCGCCGCUACUGCACUCACAUGCUUCGCAUCCGCGCCAUCUUCCUCCACCUUGAUCGGACCUACAUCAUUCAAGGAGGAAACCCUGAUGCCAAAUCCUUUUGGGACAUGGGACUUCACAUUUUCCGCGUUCACUUUUCCUCGGCCCAUGCUGUCCAGGACAGAACAGUUAAGAGUUUGUUAGAAAUCAUCGACCGUGAUCGUGACGGCGAGUCCGUUGACACGUCCGUGUUGAAGAGUUUGCUUUCCAUGUUUACCGCUAUUGGCACAUAUGAAAAGGCCUUUGAGAACCCGUUUCUUGCCUCCACCGACCAAUAUUACAGGAAAGAGUCGGAGAAACUCAUUUCAGAGUCUGAUAUUCCUACCUAUCUCAUUCAUGCAGAACGCCGUAUGCGUGAAGAGUCAAACCGCGCCAUAAGCAAUUUUGGCGCACGUACAUGUGCCCCUCUCAUCAUGACUAUAGAGAAAAGACUUGUCACCGAUCAUGUUGAACUAAUUCUGAACAAGGGAUUUAGCGCUAUGUGUGACGAAGGCCGAAAUGAUGACAUCAAGCGUUGCUAUGACGUCCUCUCUCGGGCGAACGCGCACAUGCCAAAGGACUCUCUCGAUGCACAUGAGAUGAUGAAGGCGAGAGUUAUCGCUUACGUUAAAGGGGUUGGUCGUUUCAUUGUGAUGGACCGCGAAAAGGACUCGCAGAUGGUACAAUCUCUUCUCGAUCUCAAAUCACGUCUCGAUGAGCUUGUGCAAUACUCGUUCAAUGGGUCAGACACUUUCCACAAUGCCGUCAACUUGGCCUUUGAGUUCUUUGUCAAUGCGAGAGAGAACAAGCCUGCGGAGCUAAUAGCCAAAUUCGUGGACGGAAUUCUCCGGACCGGAAACAGGGGCUUUUCCGAGGAGGAGCUCGAGACCACCCUGGACAAGGCACUGACUCUUUUCCGUUUCAUUGAUGGCAAAGAUAUCUUUGAAGAGUUCUACAAAAAGGACCUGGCAAAGCGGUUACUGUACGACAAAUCUGCCAGCUUGGAUCUGGAGAAGAGCAUGAUAUCAAAAUUGAAGGCAGAAUGUGGUGCGCAGUUCACUUCCAAGCUGGAAGCCAUGUUCAGGGAUGUAGAUGCUAGCAAGGACCUUAUGCAGAGCUUCAAGACUCAUGCUGCGUCCAGAAAACGGCUUGGUGAUUCUGUUGAACUAAACGUGUUUGUGCUAGAGGCUGCAAGAUGGCCUUUAAGUAGCCAGGUAACGAACGUCAAGCUUCCGCAGAGCUUGAUUGGAUAUCAACAAACUUUUAAGAGUUUUUACCUCACCAAGCAUAGCGGGCGAAAGCUCUCAUGGCAGCACGUGGACGGUUCCUGUGUGGUCAGUGCACAUUUUCCGAAAGGGAGGAAGAUUUUAAACCUGUCGCUGUACCAAACGAUAAUCACGGUGUUAUUCAACGAUUCUGAUGAGAUUUCAUACCAGGACAUUGAACAAGCAACAGGUAUCCCUAAACAAGAUCUUAAGCGGACUCUUCUGUCGCUUGCAUGCGGAAGAGUUCGAAUUCUUCAAAAAAGACCAAAGGGAAGAGCAGUGGAUAGCAGCGAUUGUUUUGUUUUUAACAAAAUGUUCGAACACAGAUCGACACGAAUCAAGAUCAACGCAAUCCAAAUGAAGGAGACUGUAGAACAGAAUGCGGCAACUACAGAGCGUGUAUUCCAAGAAAGAAACUGCCAGAUUGACGCGGCGCUCGUUCGAAUCAUGAAGACCAGGAGGACUCUUCACCACACGGCGUUAAUAGGAGAGAUCUACAGCCAGCUUCGUUUUCCGCACAAACCAGCCGACAUCAAGAAGCGAGUAGAAUCUCUCAUCGAGCGCGAAUACUUGGAACGCGACGAAAAGAACGCUCAAACGUAUCAUUACUUAGCGUAAAGAUGGGACUAGAGACGAAAAAAUGGUAGGGGUGCGAUACAUGAAAUACAUGAAGGGCUUUGACACACACAGCGCUUGGACGAUGCUAGGUUGUUGAAGCUGGAAUAUGCAAUGCGCGGCCGCAGGCAGCAUUUCGGAUGAUGCUUAGAUGUCAAACUCCAACGGUGCCUCCUCCUAUACUGUACGUACAGUAGCAGGAGGUACCGUUUGAACGUAAGGGACAUACAGUACUGUAGUUGCGAUGCCUGUGAUGAUGCGCGCAACUUUUUUGCUAUAGUGCGAACAAGAUUGAGACCUGUUGGUGUACGAUAGAUGGCUGUCACAACGACUCUUGGACGUAUUGCCAAUUUUAAAAACUAAGUUUCACAACAA
Messenger RNA from Chondrus crispus (carragheen), 2733 nucleotides. RefSeq lists its product as hypothetical. Lineage: Eukaryota; Rhodophyta; Florideophyceae; Gigartinales; Gigartinaceae. Bases 1 to 2361 code for a protein of 786 amino acids. The record is from RefSeq and is a predicted model, not a curated record. The transcript has 2 exons. Gene Ontology annotation, biological process: protein ubiquitination; ubiquitin-dependent protein catabolic process. Gene Ontology annotation, cellular component: cullin-RING ubiquitin ligase complex. Gene Ontology annotation, molecular function: ubiquitin protein ligase binding.